This is a messenger RNA of Ostrinia furnacalis (Asian corn borer), 2977 nucleotides long. RefSeq lists its product as uncharacterized. NCBI's taxonomy places the organism in Eukaryota, Metazoa, Arthropoda, Insecta, Lepidoptera, Crambidae. The coding region runs from base 113 to 2977 and encodes 954 amino acids. The transcript has 3 exons. The record is from RefSeq and is a predicted model, not a curated record.
UUUCGUUGAUUUGGCUGUCGUGGCUUUUUAAACUUUUUCAUGUUAGAAAAAUGUAGUUAUUUUCGCUAAUUAUCAUUUCCAAAAUUCCAACCGUGUAUAAAGUUACACAAAGAUGUUAAGGACUACAGUAUCAAAACUUCGGCACGUUUGUGCACUUGCUUAUUUCGUACCACGUCUCCUUCGAGGAAAUAUACGAUACGUACCUGGACGAUUCGAAAAAUUAUCUGUCAGCGUUCAAAGAAGAGUCGACAAAAGCACAGAUUCCGGUUCCAAAGACGAAAGCGACUACGAAAGAUGUCAACGGAUAAUAGAUCGUGCUUUUUCGCCGAACCCACCACACACUCACUACAUCCCAGAUACAAGUGCCAAGCACAAAGAGAGUCUCAUGCAUAUGGUGACUCCUGAAAUGCCGUCAAACCCAGAGAACCAAUGUGAAAAAUGUCAAAGAAUCAUCAAAGAAAUAUUUGGGGAAGAUUCGAAUGCUGGUGACAAAAAGAGUGACGUGGUCGAUCCCAUUUGCAUACCAAUCACUGAACUACAAGCUACGACUGCCAAAGAAAAUGUGGAAACACUUGCACAAAAGGUCGAAGUUAUUGAUGAGACGCCAUUAGUCGAAGCUGCUGCCAAAUCUAAGAUCGAGGGCUUCAAUGCACAUCCUAAAGUAUUAGGAAACAGAAAAAAACGACGAACUAUUGACAAAAUUACUAUUCUAAACUUUUCAUCUGAUAGAUCAGGCCGCCGAAAAGGCACUUCGCGAAAGGAUAGCAACUUCGACGAACUGGCACGACGCUGCCUAGAUUCACCAAGUGGUCAAAUUGACGAACGGAUUCUUAAAGAAAUGGAAAAGCUUGGUGUUCCACCGAGUACUCGAAGAGGCUCCAGGCGAACAGCAACCGAUGUUGGAAUCAUUCAGCCUGAUAUUAUGAAACGACCCCGAAGACCAGUUGAGAAGACUGAACUGGACUUCAUAGCAAAACUUAGAAGACUAGAGGAAUUAGAAAGCCUGAAUAAUAUUUUGCCUCCACCUUUUGAACUUAUGCCUGUCAAAGCCAAUUCGGUGAAUCUAAUUUCAAAUUAUGAAGAUGAAGAUAACUCUCUCUGUGUGGAAAGAAUACAGCCUAUACAUUUAACAGACCCAAUCGAAUCUAGAGUUGAAAAUAUGUUUGAAAAUGAAAAUCUAACUAACUUGGGUUGUGGAAAUAAGGAAGAAAGACCUCCACAACAAUUGUUAGGACAAAUGACUGCAGCAGUUAUGUCAGGUGAAUCUGAUAUGAUGUCAGAUAAAAACAAGACAGAUCAUUCAACGGUGAAAGAUGAAGAAAGAUUGAAAUCAAAGCAAAGAACUUCAGUUGAUUUAAAUGAAGAUGAUGCUUUUCACAGAGAACUUGAAGUUGUCAUAAGAAACAGCACAGGCGAAAAAAUUUCAUUACAGGAACUAAAGGAAAUGGAGAAAGAAGAUGCAGCUAUUCUCCACGAGAAACUAGCAUCGACCAAUCUUUUAACUGAUUUAGUUGAUCCAAGCGACAUUUCUCCACGAGCAGUUCAAACAAACUUAUUAAACAAUUACAAUGAGGCUGAAACACUAAGAAAUCUUUUACAGACUAGACUUGAACAUCUCACGAAGAAAAGCACGAAACCAUAUCAAUUUAAAGAAAAUGCAGCAGAUAUUGCUGAAAAGGCAUCACCUGCGAUAAAUUUCGAAGCAGAUGAUAAUCAAGGGAUUAAUAUUCUGAGAAUGGAACGAAUAAAGCCACCUCAUCUCAAAGAAGAUCUAAACAUUAUUUCCAAAGAAACAUCCCCACACACUGAACCUGGCAUCCUAAUCAGAGAAUUCAAUAAACCUGAAACUAUGAAAGAAAGUGAUGAGCAAAAACCAGUAUUUUUAAGCUAUUCACCUACGCAAGAACCACUUACCCCUCACCAAUACUAUGAGCAACUAUCAUUUAUAUCGAGAGAAAGUGAGCCAGACACAAUACAUAAUUACGAAGAAACUGAUUAUAGUGGUCCCGAAAGGGCACCUGCGCCAAGUCAAAUUUUAGAUACCGUAGGUGUUAUACCAAAAGAUGGUCUUCCUUCAGAACCAAACAAAUCACUCACUGAUAAAAAUAAUAUGCAAAAUGUUAUUGAUCAAUCGGAUCAUUAUCAAAUUCUUGUGAAUACUUAUGACAAGAAAGUGCGUGAUUCUGAUGCCAAAGCUUUUGAAUCUAUUAAUUUAGUGGAGGAACAACCCUCUUGUGGUCCACAAUUUUCUCCUCACACUUUGUUGUCCUCCAGUGAGUUAUCAAGGAGAGCUCUAGAUGAAGAAGAAUCGGAAGUGCCAGUCAUAGCUGUAGAGAUGGGUCGCAUUGAAAGUGCUCCUUUACCAGAUCCGAUACCAGACCAACAAAUGCUUAUGUCUGGGUUAAGUAAAGACCCAAUUGGUUCUGCAUCAAAUAGAGAACCAAUUCUUAAAGAAACAGAGGAGUCAUCAGAGACAUCAAGAACAGUAACUCGAGAGACGUUAUUGAAUCCACUAUUUGAUAAAGGCACUGUACCUCAUGUUACUGCAGACACAGCAAAAAGUGAAAUGUCUCCCACUACUUUACCGAAAGAACACCCACAAAAGCCGCUAUCAUUGUCCGAAAUGCUGAAGAGAGUAAGAGAUCGGAAUCGAAUGGAACUUUGCAAGGAAUUUGUGGAGUUGAAAAUGCAGAGCACACAAGUAGAUCCAGUUGUUGGAGGGUGCGGAAAGAAAAAUCCUCCAUGUCCUCCGCCGGCGCCUACCUGUCCGCCACCACCACCGCCACCGCCCCCGCCACAGAAACCACCUUGCCCCAACCCAUGUAAACCAAAGUGCCCUCCAGGUUGCCCUCCUGCACCAUGCGGGGAGCCCAAAACCAAAUGUCCACCACCCAAGAAAAGUCCUNGGAAUAUUCCCUCAGAUAGACUUAAGUUACAGAUAGCUAACGACUCUACAACGAAUAUUAGCCUCAUCUAG